AUGUCAGUGCAGAUUUUAGGAGACCAGGCUACAGAAGAACGAGCAGAAAAUGCUCGUAUGUCGGCAUUCGUUGGUGCCAUAGCCGUGGGUGAUUUGGUCAAAUCAACUCUUGGGCCUAAAGGUAUGGAUAAGUUGUUGCAAAGCGCAUCAAAUAUUGACAGUGCAAUGAUAACAAAUGAUGGAGCAACAAUUCUCAAAGCCAUUCCAUUGGAUAACCCUGCAGCAAAAGUAUUGGUGAAUCUUGCGAAGGUGCAAGACGAUGAAAUAGGUGAUGGAACUACAUCUGUCACCGUCUUGAGUGCUGAACUUCUCAAAGAAGCAGAAAAGUUAAUUGAAAAGAAAAUUCACCCUCAAACGAUUAUAGAGGGAUUCAGAAUUGCUAGGGACACUGCUAUCCUGGCCUUGGAAAAAAGUUCUGUUGAUAACGCUUCCAAUCCUGAAGAAUUUAGAAAAGACUUAUUCCAUAUUGCCAAGACUACGUUGUCUUCCAAAAUUUUGUCUCAAAAUAAGGAACACUUUGCCAAAUUAGCUGUAGAUGCUAUUUUAAGACUCAAAGGUUCAACAGAUUUGAACCACAUUCAAAUAAUUAAAAAAGCUGGUGGCAGCUUGUCUGACUCGUUUUUGGAUGAAGGUUUUAUAUUAGAAAGGAAAUUCGGCAUUAAUCAACCUAGGAAGAUAACUAAGGCGAAAAUUUUAGUUGCUAAUACGUCGAUGGAUACUGAUAAGGUUAAGAUUUUUGGUGCUAAGUUCAAAGUGGAUUCGACUUCAAAGCUUGCAGAGUUGGAAAGAGCAGAAAAAACAAAAAUGAGAGAAAAAGUUGAUAAAAUCAAAAAAUUUGGCAUCAAUCUUUUUAUUAACAGACAAUUGAUAUAUGACUAUCCUGAGCAACUUUUUACGGAUGCUAAGGUUAACUCAAUUGAGCACGCCGACUUCGACGGUAUUGAAAGAUUGGCUCUAGUUACUGGCGGUGAAGUUGUAUCUACGUUUGAUAACCCCGAAAAGGUCAAAUUAGGAUACUGUGAUGCAGUUGAAGAAAUUAUGAUUGGUGAAGAUGUGAUGACUAAAUUUUCUGGAGUUGCUAAAGGGGAAGCUUGUACAAUUGUUAUAAGGGGUGCAGCCGAGCAUGUAUUGGAUGAAGCUGAAAGAUCAUUACACGAUGCCUUAUCAGUCUUAUCCCAAACUACAAGGGUCACAAAGACCUGCUUGGGAGGUGGAUGCUCAGAAAUGGUUAUGUCCAAGGCAGUCGAUCAAGUCGCUGCAAAUGAAACCGGCAAGAAGUCUUUGGCAAUUGAGGCUUUUGCAAGAGCUUUAAGACAACUUCCAACAAUUUUAGCUGAUAACGCCGGAUAUGAUUCAUCUUCAUUAGUUACAAAGUUGAGAUCCGCAAUCUACAAUGGUAUGACGACUUCAGGCUUGGACUUGAAUAAUGGAACAGUAGCAGAUAUGAGAGACUUAGGUGUAGUAGAAUCGUUCAAAUUAAAGAGAGCCGUUGUUUCAUCCGCUGCUGAAGCUUCAGAAGUAUUGUUGAGAGUCGACAACAUUAUCAGGGCCAAACCAAGGACUGCUGAUAGAAAUGCCCAUCCACAUUAG
Priceomyces carsonii is the source of this 1590-nucleotide messenger RNA. RefSeq names its product chaperonin-containing T-complex subunit (gene CCT2). Gene Ontology annotation, cellular component: cytosol; chaperonin-containing T-complex. The transcript has a single exon. The coding region runs from base 1 to 1590 and encodes 529 amino acids. Lineage: Eukaryota; Fungi; Ascomycota; Pichiomycetes; Serinales; Debaryomycetaceae. Gene Ontology annotation, molecular function: ATP binding; ATP-dependent protein folding chaperone; ATP hydrolysis activity. Gene Ontology annotation, biological process: protein folding. The record is from RefSeq and is a predicted model, not a curated record.